Molecule: messenger RNA, 2170 nt
Organism: Colius striatus (speckled mousebird)
Lineage: Eukaryota; Metazoa; Chordata; Aves; Coliiformes; Coliidae
Gene: FOXC1
Product: forkhead box C1
Exons: 1
Coding region: 1-1701 (566 amino acids)
Biological process (GO): regulation of transcription by RNA polymerase II; anatomical structure morphogenesis; cell differentiation
Molecular function (GO): DNA-binding transcription factor activity, RNA polymerase II-specific; RNA polymerase II cis-regulatory region sequence-specific DNA binding
Source: RefSeq, a predicted model, not a curated record
AUGCAGGCUCGCUACUCCGUGUCCAGUCCCAACUCCCUGGGAGUGGUGCCGUACCUCGGCGGAGAGCAGAGCUACUAUCGCGCCGCCGCGGCGGCAGCCGGCGGGGGCUACACGGCCAUGCCGGCCCCGAUGAGCAUGUACUCCCACCCGGCCCACGAGCAGUACCCGGCCGGCAUGGCCCGUGCCUAUGGGCCCUACACCCCGCCGCCGCAGCCCAAGGAUAUGGUGAAGCCUCCCUACAGCUACAUCGCUCUCAUCACCAUGGCCAUCCAGAACGCACCCGAUAAGAAGAUCACCUUGAACGGGAUCUACCAGUUCAUCAUGGAGCGGUUCCCUUUCUACCGGGACAACAAGCAGGGCUGGCAGAACAGCAUCCGCCACAACCUCUCCCUCAACGAGUGCUUCGUCAAGGUGCCCCGCGACGACAAGAAGCCCGGCAAGGGCAGCUACUGGACCCUCGACCCCGACUCCUACAACAUGUUCGAGAACGGCAGCUUCCUCCGCCGCCGCCGCCGUUUCAAGAAGAAGGACGCCGUCAAGGACAAGGAGGAGAAGGACCGCCUGCACCUCAAGGACCAUGCCCCACCGCGCCCGCCGCCACCCGCCGCCACCGAGCCCGAGGGCGGCCCCGCCGCGGGCAGCGCCGCGCCGCCGCCGCCGCCCGUCCGCAUCCAGGACAUCAAGACGGAGAACGGCACGGCCUCGCCGCCGCAGGCCGUGUCUCCCCCCGGCGCCGCGCCGCCGCUCGGCGCCGUGCCCAAGAUCGAGAGCCCCGACAGCAGCAGCAGCCUCUCCAGCGGCGGCAGCCCCCGCAGCACCCUCCCCUCCAGCCGCUCCCUCAGCCUGGAGGCCCCCGAGCCGCCGCCCCCGCCGCCGCCGCCGCCGCCACCGCCACACCACCACGGCCCGGGCUUCAGCGUGGACAACAUCAUGACCUCGCUGCGGGGCUCUCCGCAGGCCGCCGCCGAGCUGGGCGCCGGCCUCCUGGCCCCCGCGGCCGCCGCCCCGCGCACGGGCAUCCCGCCUGCCCUCUCCCUCGGCGGCUACUCGCCGGGCCACAGCUCCGUCUACGGCUCGCCCUGCGGCCAGGCGGCCGCCGGCGCCGCCGCCGGCACCUACCACUGCAACAUGCAGGCCAUGAGUCUCUACGCGGCGGCGGGCGGCGCCGACCGACCCGGCCACCUGCCCGCCGCCGCCGCCAGCCCCGCCGAGGACCCGCUGCCCGACUACGCCAUGCCCGCGGGCGGCGGCGGCGGCGGCGGUGGCGGGGCGGGGGGCGGCGGCGGCGGCAGCGGGCCGUUGGGGCACGGCGGGCUGGGCGGCGCGGCGGGCGGCCACCAGGAGGGGCACCACCCGCACCCGCACCAGGGCCGUCUGGCCUCCUGGUACCUCAACCAGGCGGCGGCGGCGGCCGCGGCAGCGGCGGCAGCGGCGGGGGAGCUGGGCCCGCUGGCGGGCGCGGCGGGCUACGCGGGGCCGCAGCAGGGCUUCGCCGCCGCCCCGCGGGAGGUCUUCGAGGCGCCGCGGCUGGGCCUCAGCGCCUCUCCGGGCGGCGGCGGCGGCGGUGGCGGUGGUGGCGGCGGGGCGGGGGGCGGCGGCGGGGCGGGGGGCGGCGGUGGCAGCUGUCAGAUGGCCUUCCCCGGCAGCCAGCCGCUCUACCGCACCUCCGGGGCCUUCGUCUACGACUGCGGCAAGUUCUGAGCGCGGGACGCCGCGGGGGACACCGCGCAGCAGCGCGCCGACGGCCCCCGCUGCGCCCGCGGAGAGAAGAGAGCGCACGCGAAAAGCUUUUGUACAGAGACAGCCCCAAAGCAUGUCUUGGUUUGUUAAAGGACAGUGUUACUCCAAUAACACGUAAGUUUGGUUUUUUUUAAUUGCUUUGAGAAAUACUUUCCCCCCCUCCCCGUCCCCUACCCUUCUCUCGUCCCCAUCGCUUAAGGUCUUGCCCCGUGGUUAAAAGGGAGCGAAAAGUCCAGCGUAAAGUACCAGCUUUCUCCCCUCUCACAUCCCUUCCUCUUUUACAAGGACUUGUUUUAAAAUGUAAAUUGCGACAUAGUAAUUUAUUUUUAAUUUGUAGUUGGAUGUUGCGGACCAAACGCCAGAAACUGUUUCCCCUUCCCUGAAAAGUGACGUUAAAAUUGACUGAAACGCUGAUUUUUUUCACUAUAUA